UAUUUUCAUAAUACUCGUCGGUAUUCAUUCGACUACAUCCACACAAGAAAAAAUAGAAGAAGAAAAGUUAGAGAUGUUUUUCUUGUUAUUACAGCUCGACUUGCACAACCUUGAGGACAUGCCUUAAGCAGCAAACGUGGGAGUACCAGCUGGUGGGAGGUACCUCAUACUUCCAUUUAGACUCGAUUCCAGUGAUGAAGAAAUGGAAACAGAAGAAGAAGAAGAAGAGGAACCAACUCGGUUGACGGCGGACUCAACCGGUAUAUGGAUUUCGUUACCGGUAUCCGAUUUUGUUUUUGAACUGCUACAAGUGUCAUUUAGGUCGAUGAUAGUGAUGAUGAUAUGUGGAGCAUUGGAACAUUUGUUUUGGUCGAUGAUGACCCGGAUCAGAGUCACUGGCACCAUUCCACACAUCCUGAUAGUCCUGGGCCAUGUCAAACAUUGAGGAUACCGGAUGAGGAGUUCGUCAUCAACGGCGUUAGAUUAUCCGAAGCUGUCAUCAGAUAUCCAUGAAAAUCCGGAAGACUAGUUAGCUAGCAAUAUUUAGUAUGAGUUAGUUUAGCUGAAUGUAGUUGUAUAUUUAUAUUUUUUAAAAAUUUUAAGUUGUAUAUGUAUUUUGUAUGAGUUAGUUUCCCUGAAUGUAGUUGUAUAUUAAUUUUUUUGUUAACUAUAAGUUGUAUAUAUGUAAGCUAGAUUUAAAAAAUUGAAUAUAUGCUUUUAAAAAUA
Messenger RNA from Acanthoscelides obtectus, 726 nucleotides. NCBI's taxonomy places the organism in Eukaryota, Metazoa, Arthropoda, Insecta, Coleoptera, Chrysomelidae. The record is from the annotation of a GenBank genome assembly.